AUGGAGCGCGACGAAUCGGCCAAAGCUGUGCAAGACGACGAAGAGCGCGUUCCCUUCGACGUAGUUCCCAAUCCGGACACGCGAGUCGACCAAGGCGUCGACGAAAAAGCAGUGCGUCAUUCAAGAGACAGCGAUACAGAUGAACAACCAAGACCACGAUCCAAGGAUGAAGAGAGUGGAAUCACAGCCACGGGCGACGACGGCGUUAACGAGAAGGAAUUCGAAGUCACUUGGGACGGCGACGACGACCCCAUGAACCCUAGGAGCAUGCCCUACGUCCGAAAGUGGAUAAUUGUCAUUAUUGUCUCUGCAAGCUCUCUAUGUGUUACCUGCACCUCUGCGCUCUACACAUCAACCUAUGCACAAUUGGAGCCAGAGUUCCACUGCUCGAGGAUAGUCGCUACUCUGGGACUGUCCUUGUUUGUCGUUGGAUUAGGACUGGGACCUAUGGUCAUGUCACCGCUUUCAGAAUUCUACGGAAGAAGACCCAUCUACAUUGCCUCGUACACUUUCUUCUUGAUCUGGUUGAUCCCUUGCGCUGUGGCACAAAACAUCCAAACUAUGUUGGUCGCACGCUUCUUUGACGGACUUGCUGGCAGUGCCUUUCUUAGCGGCACCUUUCGUUGGACGUGGGUCCACUCUAUCUGCAUGGUCAGAGUUUAUGCUUACAGUCGUUUAGCCGAGAUCGGUCCCAUUGUCGGAGGUUUCAUCAACUACUACGCCAAUUGGCGAUGGACCUUCUACGUGCUACUCAUCUGGUCAGGUGGAAUGCUGGCAGCCAUCAUCUUCCUAGUGCCCGAAACAUAUCAUCCAGUCCUUCUGCGCAAAAAGGCCAUCAAGCUCAGGAAAGAUACGGGUAAUCCGGCCUGGCGAGCACCAAUCGAAAACAUGAACAAAUCGGUGUUUCGGACAGUCGCAUGGAGCUGUGUCAGACCAUUCCAACUCCUGUUUCUCGAAGCGAUGUGCCUGAGCCUGUGUGUCCUCUCGGCCAUCCUUCUGGGCAUUCUCUACUUGUUCUUCGGAGCGUUUCCCCUCGUCUUUGAGAAUAAUCACGGUUUUGUAUUGUGGCAGACCGGACUUACAUUUAUAGGUAUCUUUGUCGGUAUGGUCACAGGCGUCAGCUGCGAUCCCAUUUGGAAGAAAAACUAUCGGCGUCUCGUCACCAAGAACGGAGGCGUUUCUGAGCCUGAGUUUCGUCUGCCUCCAACAAUUCUCGGUGCCAUCUUGGUUCCAAUCGGCCUGUUUGGUUUUGGAUGGACGACGUACUCCUCGGUACAUUGGAUCGUCCCCAUCGUCUUCAGUGGCAUCUUUGGACUUGGAAACAUCUUUGUCUUUAGCGGUGUCUUUACUUUCCUCGUAGAAUGUUAUCCUUUGUAUGCCGCGAGCGCGCUGGCGGCCAACAGUUUUGCGCGCUCAAGCUUCGCUGCAGCAUUCCCUCUCUUUGGUGUGCAAAUGUACGACAAGCUGGGAUACCAAUGGGCUUCGUCAUUACUGGCCUUUUUAGCCCUUGCCAUGGCACCGUUUCGAUACGGCAAGCGACUUCGCAAGAACUCCAAGUUUGCACAAUCAUGA
Aureobasidium vineae is the source of this 1572-nucleotide messenger RNA. NCBI's taxonomy places the organism in Eukaryota, Fungi, Ascomycota, Dothideomycetes, Dothideales, Saccotheciaceae. The record is from the annotation of a GenBank genome assembly.